Molecule: messenger RNA, 1599 nt
Organism: Sphenostylis stenocarpa
Lineage: Eukaryota; Viridiplantae; Streptophyta; Magnoliopsida; Fabales; Fabaceae
Source: the annotation of a GenBank genome assembly
AUGAUGCAUCUAAGUUCAUUUUUUACUGUUGUUGUAAUUGCCCUAGUGUUUUCAUUUAAAUCUGCUGCAGUUGAUACUAAUUUAAGCUUUGUUCAAUGUCUUUGUACUUAUUCACACAACUCCAGUUCAAUCUCUAAGGUUGUGUACACCAAAACCAACUCCUCCUAUUCAUCUAUACUGCACAUUUCCAUUCAAAACCUCAGAUUCGCAUCCAACAAAACUCCAAAACCUCUUGUCAUUAUCACACCUCAGGAAGUUUUCCACAUUCAAGCUGUCAUAAUCUGUUCCCAACGCCAUGGCUUGCAAGUCCGAAUUAGAAGUGGUGGCCAUGACUUUGAGGGUCUCUCCUAUGUUGCUAAAGUUCCAUAUGUAGUUAUUGAUCUCAUAAACUUUAGAGAAAUUGAAAUAAAUGUAAAAAAUAGCACUGCAUGGGUUCAAUCUGGGGCCACCGUUGGUGAACUUUACUAUAAAAUCAGUGAGAAAAGCAAAACUCUUGGGUUUCCAGCAGGUGCUUUCCCAACUGUAGGAGUUGGUGGGCAAUUUGGUGGUGGCGGGUAUGGAUUCUUGCUGCGUAAAUAUGGCCUGGCUGCUGACAAUGUAAUUGAUGCUCACAUAAUUGAUGUGGAAGGAAGGCUUCUUGACAGAGAAGGCAUGGGUGAGGAUUUGUUUUGGGCUAUUAGAGGGGGUGGAGGUGCAAGCUUUGGAGUCAUCCUUGCAUGGAAGAUAAAAUUAGUUCCAGUUCCACCAACUGUGACAGUGUUAAGAGCUUCCAGGACAUUGGAACAAAACGCAACCAAGCUUGUUCAUAGGUGGCAGCUUGUGGGAAGUAAACUAGAUGAGGACACAGGCCUCGGUAUUUUACUUCACAGGAUAAAUUCAAGCAAUAAUGGGGAGCCAACAAUAGAAGCCUUGUUCCAAGCCACAUAUCUUGGAGGCGUGGAUCAGUUCAUUGACUUGAUGCAAGAGAAGUUUCCAGAAUUGGGUUUGAAGAGAGAAGAGUGCGCUGAGAUGAGCUGGAUAGAAUCAGUCCUUUUUUUUGUGGGAUUUCAAAGGCGUGAACUUUUGUUGAACAGAAGUCAAACAAUAACGGAUUCAUUCAAGGCAAAAUCUGAUUUUGUGAGGACUCCCAUUCCUGAAGUUGCCUUAGAAGGGUUAUGGCAGUUGUUCUAUGAAGAUGGGGCACAAGGUGCAACGAUGAUUGUCUUUCCUUUCGGGGGCAUAAUGGAUAACAUUUCAGAGUCCGAAAUUCCAUUCCCUCACAGAUCAGGAAACUUGUAUUUAGUUCAGUACUCAGUGCAUUGGUUAGAAGAAGGGGAUGAGGUAGUACAAAAGCACAUAAGUUGGAUUAGGAGACUUUACAGUUAUAUGGAACCUUUCGUUUCAAACUCUCCUAGGGCUGCAUAUGCCAAUUAUAGAGACCUUGACAUUGGAGUAAAUAACAAAGGCUUCACAAGCUAUAACCAAGCCACCGUUUGGGGUUUCAAGUAUUUCAAAAACAACUUCAAAAGAUUGGCACAUGUCAAAACUAAGGUCGACCCUAGUAACUUCUUCAGGAACGAACAGAGCAUUCCUUCUCUUCUCCCUCAGGGACACAAGUAG